GUUUAGGAUGGGUUUGGAGAUGCUCUAAAAAGUUUGCCUAUUUUUUGGGAUAGAAACAGGACGAAGGAAACGAAUGCUGAUUUUGUGGGAUACGGUGCAUUACAACUUACAAGGAAGAGUUAAAAUCGGCGGGAAAGCAAAACCAUGAGUUUCUCAGAAUUGACACGUGACAUAGAAUAGGUGUUUGAAGAGUGUCAUGCGGAAUGGUUGCAGCACAGCGUAGAGGCGGAGGAGAAGCCGGCAAAUUAGGGGACGAUUGCUUCACGUAAUAACGGGAAGGUGACACAAGACAUGGAUCUAGGAUGCUGUGAAUCAAGUGUUGAUAGCUUUUCUUUGGAUUUGUUGGCCAAGGAUAUAAAUAAAUGUGUGAGGUGUAUUGGGCCCAUGGCAAACAAGUUUGAAGAUCUGGGCAAACGUAUACAACUUAUGGAGAAGAAGUUAAAAAAAUAUCAACAAUAUCAAGAGUAUAAGUUUGAGUUUCCUAAAGAGGAGAAGCCAUCUUCUAACAACCCAAAGGUACAUAUACCAGCUUUCCCUGAGAAGUUUGAUCGUGCUGUCUUUUGCAAAUGGGUAAAGGAUGUAGAAUUGUAUUUUGAGUCUGGUUGUGUCUUGGAGCAUGAAAAAGUAAAACAUGUAGUCUGCACAUUGCCACGCGAUGGAGAGACUUUUAAAUGGUGGCAAGGUAUCGAAGAGCUAAGCAAGACAGUCGAUAAAAUACAUGUCAUUAAGUGGAACGAGAUGAAGAGGUUGGUUGUGUAUAAGUUCCUUUGUCCAAAGAUUGUUUGAUAGCUAACAAAACAUGCUAUAUGUUUCUUUGUGAUGGAUUUGGAAUUUAAUGGAAUUGCAUGUAUUUGGAAUGUAAGGAAAAUUAAAUUCCCUUUCGGUUGUUUGCUUGAAAA
Messenger RNA from Lactuca sativa (garden lettuce), 899 nucleotides. The record is from RefSeq and is a predicted model, not a curated record. NCBI's taxonomy places the organism in Eukaryota, Viridiplantae, Streptophyta, Magnoliopsida, Asterales, Asteraceae.